Molecule: messenger RNA, 1320 nt
Organism: Aspergillus uvarum CBS 121591
Lineage: Eukaryota; Fungi; Ascomycota; Eurotiomycetes; Eurotiales; Aspergillaceae
Product: putative short-chain dehydrogenase
Exons: 1
Coding region: 107-1261 (384 amino acids)
Source: RefSeq, a predicted model, not a curated record
CUCCGAGGCACUUGUUUGUAUCUUUCGUAUACCUUGCGGUCUCCCAGGAUCUCUAAUUAUAAAUUAUAAUUAUAAAGCUAUCGGCCCAGAACUAGUUUCUCUCUCGAUGGUUUUGGACCCUUGUUACUCACCUGAACCACCAGUACCGCUCACCACCACUACCACCACCACCACCACCACCACCAUCACCAUCACCGUCCCAACCAUGGCCGUCACUUUCGACAUCACCCCCGAACGGGAAGCGAGCAAGCUCCACUUCCUCUACCGACAAUUCUUCCUCGCCGCGCCGGCAGUCAGCCCCAAGGAGGUCGACCUGACGGGCAAAGUGGCCAUUGUGACGGGCGCGACGGUCGGGCUGGGCCUGGAGACGGCACGCCAGCUCCUGGACCUAAACUGCCAGCUCAUCCUGGCCGUGCGCGACGUCAAGCGAGGCGAGCAGGCGCGCCGCAAUCUUCUCGAGGGGCGAUCCCCCCCGCUGCCCGCUGAGCAGAUCGCCGUGUGGCCACUAGACCUGGCCUCGUACGAGUCGAUCCGCGCCUUCGCGGCGCGCACGCAGAGCCUGCCGCACCUGGACAUGGCCGUGCUCAACGCCGGGGUGUACAAGGUGGACGAGCAGUUCGACCCGACCACGGGCUACGAGGAAGGGGUGCAGAUCAACUACCUGGCCAACGUGCUGCUGCUGGUGCUGCUGCUGCCGGUGCUGUACGCCAAACGCCGCGGACCCCAGCAGCCCGGCCGACUCGUGCUGGUCAACUCGGACACCGCGGCGUGGAGUGCCUUCCGGGAGCGCAGCGCGCGGCCCCUGCUGCCUGCCUUCCAGCGCCCGAUGCAGCCCGCCUGGAACAUGCAGGAGCGCUACGGGGUGUCCAAGCUGCUGGGCCAGUUUUUCCUGGUCGAGCUGGCCCAGCGCGUGCCCCCGUCCGCCGUCACGGUCACCAGCGCCAACUGCGGCAUGUGCUACGGGUCGGCCAUCGGGCGCGAGGGCGCCGGCCGCGUCGAGGGCUACGCCUGGGCCGUCAUCUCGCGCAUCCUGGGGCGCUCGUGCGCGGUCGGCGCCCGCACCUUUGUUCAUGCGGCGGCAUGCUUCGGCCAGGAGGUCCAUGGCCAAUAUCUCGAGGAUGCCCGGUUGCGGCCCCUCGCCCCGAUCGUCUACCAGUCGGAGGGCUUGAGGAUUGCGAAACUGCUGUGGGAGGAGACGAUGGAGGAGCUGUCGUUUGCGGGCGUGCGGGAGAUCGUGGAGGAGAUGGCCAAGUUGAAGUAGUAGUAGUUGUAUUUAUUCUGAUCAACAUGCAUGCCCUGACGCCCAAUCUUCUGUUGCGA